This is a messenger RNA of Penaeus vannamei (Pacific white shrimp), 633 nucleotides long. The record is from RefSeq and is a predicted model, not a curated record. Lineage: Eukaryota; Metazoa; Arthropoda; Malacostraca; Decapoda; Penaeidae.
AUGGUCCCGGAGGGCCUGUCUCCGAGGAAGAGGUCCCCGGAGGCCGUCUCGAGGGAAGAUGGGCCGUUCCCCGAGAAGAGGCCGUCCCCGAGAAGAGGCCGUCACCCGAGGAAGAGUCCGGAGGCCGUCCCGAGGAAAGAGGCCGUCCCGAGGAAGAGGUUCGAGGUCCCGGAGGCCGUCCCCGAGGAAGAGGUCGUCUCCGAGGAAGAGGUUCCCGGAAGAGCCGUCCCCGAGGAAGAGGCCGUCCCCGAGGAAAGAGGCGUCCCCGUAGGAAGAGGCCUCCCGAGGAAGAGGCCUUCCCCGAGAAGAAGAGGCCGUCCCCUGAGGAAAGAAGAAAAGGCCGUCCCCGAGGAAGAGUCGUCUCCGAGGAAAAGGGUGUCCCGAGGAAGAGGCUGUCCGAGGAAGAGGCCGUCCCCGAAAGGAAGAGGGUCCCGAGGAAGAGGCCCCGGAGGACGUCCACCCAGAGGAAGAGGCCGUCCCCGAGGAAAGCCGUCCCGUGGAAGAGGCCGUCCCGAGGAAGAGGUCGUCCCCGAGGAGAGCGUCCCAGAGGAAGAGGCCGUCUCCGAGGAAGAGGCGUCCCGAGAAGAAGACGCGUCACCGAGGAAGAGGCCGUCCCGAGGAAAGAGGCCAUGA